UUGGAAAAAUAAACAAUUUUUUUGUGUUGAGAAAAAUAUCGAAAUCCAUGUACAGUAACGAACCUGGGCUGAAAUGGAAAGUGCUCUAAUGACAAGGUUAGGCGUAUAAUGUAAAUUUAAAGCACCAUUGUAACCAUUUGUCAUUAAAUUCUGAGUUCCAGGCGAGAAUUGGAAACCCAUAGCACUCUCAUUUCGCAUUCAGACACUCGAAAUGUUAAUUGAGCCUCAUAGAACUCUUUGGUGAUUAUUUUAGUCACUAUUAGAUACCACUACUUUUCUUUUGCUAAUGGUGUGGCUUGCUUUGCCUGUAGAAACCAUGACAGUCGACGCGUGCUUCAAUAAGCCAGAAACUGUGUUCUGUGGGACUUUGCCAAAGCCAAAUGGAGUACAUGCGGUCGAAUGGAAGGUGUAUAAUACCGAAGAAAAACAAUGGAUUUACUUCUCAUACUGUGAAAAACUGCAAGGGUGUUUCAUCAAGAAAAACUCAUUGUCAAAUGGCAUCACUGUGGAAAACAUCUCAAUGACAGCAUUGACGGUGAAAGCAUCGGUAAAGCACAACAUCUACAGACAGAGCCGACUACUGUGUCAAGUCCACCAUGAAGAUUCUGUGGCUUAUGACGAAGUGGAGAUCAACUUUACUGAGUGUAUCACGGCUGAGAAAGGGACUGAUGUGAACCUUACGAAAGUCUUUCAAGAAAUGUUGCCAUGGGAAAAAGUCCAAUACCUUUUCAUUGAAAAUUCUGACGGCAGCAAGCUUGCUUAUUGCGACACUGGUAGUUGUAUCAAGGAAAAUGGUAACAGUUUCUGGAACCGAUUGGAAGUAAAGAAAGGGUCGUUAAUUUUCUCUGAAGUCAUGGAGAGUGACGAUGGAUUGGAGUUUAAAAUCAAGGUUGACUUGAGGAAGGGGUUUGUCAGAGGAAGCAUCGGAACGACGCGAGUGUACUCGAUUAAGAUCUUCGUGAUCAGUAGUUCAGUUUCAGGGUCUACAAGUGAACCACCAGCAACAAUGCUCUCAACUUCACGGAGAAACAAGACCAGCCACCCCCCUGUUACAUACACUGUGCCCCCAACAAGGAGCGGUGCCUCAGCGACACAAAGAACUCUGUCGAUAUCGAUCCUAAUUCCUACCAUGGUUGUAUGCUACCUUUGGUAGGGUCAUUUGGUGCGUCAUGCGUCGAAGGAGAUCAGUGAACGUACCACCUGCUCCGCAGAGUCAGAUUGAUGAGGGUCGUUCUAGGUAUCAACACCGUAGUUUCGUCCCGUACAGGGGUGUAGCCAAGAUUUUUCAAAGGGGGGGUCACAGAGGCUACUCACCAGAUUGUUAUCUCUACCUCCACGCCGUGCAUGUUUAACUGAAUGUUACAGCUUUGGGAUGAGCAAUGAGAGUAUAAUGGGCAGGCCAAGAUAUUGUCAUGGCGUUUUCACCACCUGAAUAUUGUAGGUUGUUUGCUCAAAAGAAGGCCUACCAAGGGGGGAGGGGGGUCACGGGCACCCCAGGACCCCCCUGGCUACGCCCUUGCCGUAAUUUCUGUAAGCUUUUGUUGACAUGGCACUGGCAUAGUGGCAAAAAGUGCAAACGUGUAAACAGUGUUAAAGUGUCAGGCGUAACAAUAGCCAACACCCUACAAUGGAAUUGUCAUAUUUCUAACCUACCAAAAAAGGCUGAUAAGCGGAUAUUCUUUCUCAUGUUGCUUAGGCGCGCCAAAAUUCCGGCUCGUGAUAUCAUCGGCUUCUAUCUUACCUGCAUUAGACAUGUACUCGAAUAUUCGGCUCCUCUUUACCAUCAUGCACUCCCGGAUUAUUUAAGCAACGACACAGAGCGUGUUCAAAAACGCGCCCUUUCUGUAAUUUCACCUGGCCUAUCAUCAUAUCUCGACAACCUUUCAUUGUUUAACCUGAACUCACUGAACCAAUAGGGUCCAAUACCGAGCACAAGCUUGAUCAUUUUUUGCCAUCGAAGAACCAUACUGUUUAUAAUCUUAGAAAUCAACGUCAGUUUGUUAACCCAAUAAUGCGCACCAAGCGUUUCACCCAGACACAUUUACCAGCCAUGUGUAGACAAUAGGCCUAUGUAUUAUUCUAGUAUUUUUGUUGUAAAUAUUAAAAUAAUAUACUCUGUAAAGAUAAUUUAUAAUUUCAGCCAGUAUUGUAUUGUAAAUAAUCAUGCAAUUCAGCCUUAUUAGGCUGCCAUGUGAUUUUUAAUAAAGCUACUAUCUAUCUAUUAAAGUGUUCAUAGAGCGUUUA
Messenger RNA from Stylophora pistillata, 2244 nucleotides. RefSeq lists its product as uncharacterized. Lineage: Eukaryota; Metazoa; Cnidaria; Anthozoa; Scleractinia; Pocilloporidae. The record is from RefSeq and is a predicted model, not a curated record.